Molecule: messenger RNA, 1048 nt
Organism: Pseudophryne corroboree (corroboree frog)
Lineage: Eukaryota; Metazoa; Chordata; Amphibia; Anura; Myobatrachidae
Gene: PEBP4
Product: phosphatidylethanolamine binding protein 4
Exons: 7
Coding region: 115-732 (205 amino acids)
Source: RefSeq, a predicted model, not a curated record
CGCAAGAAGAGCAACAAAAUAACAGUGACAGCAAGGCAGCAGCAGCAGCAGCAGCAGCAGCAGACGACAGAGAGACAGCAGCCUGCCUGGGGGACUUUCUGCACAGAGGCUGAAAUGUUCAAACCGUGGUGUCUCUGCAUAUGCCUGCUCUCAUUGGCGCCCCAUUUCUCUGCAUGCGAUGAAUCAUGCACCUUGCAGCACAUCACUGGUGAUGAUGCCAAAUUUUGCAGUGAUGACCUCCAUGUUGUAUAUCCAGAAAUAGGCGAUGUCUCAUGCCUGCGCAUUCCCUCAUGUCUUAACUAUACCCAGAGCCUGGCAAAGGUCUGGGGUCCUCCGGUGAUCAAGUACUCCAAGGCCGAGAAGGAUAAGGCUUAUCUUCUGAUGAUGGUGGAUCCAGACGCCCCCAGCAGAGCCAAUGCAAUACGCAAGUACUGGAGACAUUGGUUGGUCCCUGAUGUACAGGGUCAGGAUCUCAUAACUGGAACGAGUCUAAGGGGAAGAGUUUUAACAGCUUACAGUGCUCCGUCACCCCCUGCAAAUACUGGGAGUCACAGAUACCAAGUUCUACUCUACCUGCAGCCUCCAGAGUCUAGUCCCUCACUCCUCCUCACAGAGAAUUCUCUGGGUUCCUGGGAUAUUGAUGCAUUUGCAUCACGCAACAGGCUAGAUGGCCCUGUGGUCACCACUCAGUUCAUGGCCCAGAAUCCUCGCCAAAAGGCUCUUUCAAAUUAGAAGAGGCCAGCAGGUCUUCCAUGGCCCCUAACAGCACUGGUGGCUCCACAUGGCUUAUUCCUCAGAACACUGAGUGAUUAUCUAACCCCAGACCUGCCUCCUCCUUGCUACAAAGAUUAGACCAUAGGGUAAUAUACUCACUGCUGUGUACAUUCACUGUUCCUUACAUCUUGUAACGUACCAACCUGUCUGCCAUGUACCGCUCUGAGCAUACACACUUGAAUGCGAUACUAAUAUGUGACUGUUGUCUGUAUAUGUUGUGGCACUUUAUACAGCGCUGAGCAUUUAUACAUGAAUUAAAAUGUUGUUAUCAUUG